AUGCUGCUCCGAUCUGAAAUCUAGCCGUGCCUGUCGACUCAACAUUACCCCAGCACUCUUUACUUUCCGGGUUCUGCUCUGCGAUUACAGUAUACCGGCUUUUAUCAUUCAAGAAAAUUGUCACCAAUAGGGAUCUUUCUGAAGAUCAAGCCUCACACGAUCGCAUCCCUACGAGCGGUCUUGUCUAACAGAUUGAGUCGGUCGUAACUGAAUAACGACUCUACGCUACUCCACCGGUCGUGGUCCUUCCUACACCACACAGGCUUCGCAAUGGCCUUCAGUAACGUGCUCCGGGUCUUCCAGCCCCUGCGAACUUCUAUUCUCCGCACCCCCGCCUCAGCCACCCAACACCUCUCCAGACCUACGUUCCUCCAACGAUCAAUCGCCACGACGUCCCCCAAGUUCCUCGAGCAACAAACAGAGCAGCAGCCGCAGGAGCAACCACCCGUGGAGACAGCCACCCCGACCGCCGAUGCCCCUUCCUCGAGCGCCCAGACCGAGGUCCCUCCCUCGCUCCGCCAGUACGCCUACAAACUGAAAAAGGGCACCGUCAUAUCCGCCGGCCGCAUGGUGCGCACCGUCCGCGUCCUGCACUGGAACGUCGAGUGGGACGCUCAUCUCCGCAAGUACUACCGCAAGAAGGAGAUCAUCAUGGUCUCGGACCCUCGCGAGUCGCUGCGUGUCGGCGACGUGAUCGAGUUCUCGUCCGGGUACCCCAAGAGCCGCAACGUGCACCACGUCGUGGAGCGGAUCAUCGCCCCCUUCGCAGAUGCCAUCGAGGACCGGCCCGGCGUGAUGACGCGGGCGGAGCGAGACGCCGCGCGCGCGGAGAAGCGGACGGCCAAGUGGGAGCGCAGGGAGGCCCGCAUCCGCGAGGCGGGCGGCAACGUAAAGGGCGGUCCUUCCCCGGAGCACGUCGGGCGCAUCCGGAGGUUGAUCCAGGAGCGACAGGACUCGUUCGUGCCGCAGAUCGGGUUCAAGAGAGCGGAGAAUGCGGCGAAGAAGGCUGAGGAGGCUGCUAAGGCGGAGGCGGAGGCGGCUGCUAAGGCGGCUGCUGAGGAGGCUGCUAAGGUUAAGCCUGCUAAGGAUACGCCUGCUGCUAAGACUACAAAGAACUAAGGUGGGGGACUUGAGGGAGAAAGGGGAGUGAGAGAGUUUUUUUGUCUGAUUUACUUCUUCUCAUUGACUGUGUAUGGUUUGUAUGUAAACCUUGUGUAUAUUAUAGCUAUCUAUGUGGCAUACUGUGGAAUCUCAGUUCGAG
This is a messenger RNA of Aspergillus japonicus CBS 114.51, 1261 nucleotides long. Its product is annotated as nucleic acid-binding protein. The transcript has a single exon. The coding region runs from base 271 to 1119 and encodes 282 amino acids. Gene Ontology annotation, cellular component: ribosome. Gene Ontology annotation, molecular function: structural constituent of ribosome. The record is from RefSeq and is a predicted model, not a curated record. Gene Ontology annotation, biological process: translation. NCBI's taxonomy places the organism in Eukaryota, Fungi, Ascomycota, Eurotiomycetes, Eurotiales, Aspergillaceae.